AUGAUGGCUCCAUUAAUCCCAGUUUUGAGAGACUUCGGCAUGACUGCGGAAACUGGUUUCCUCCCGGCCGAAGUCCCCCCUGCCACACUUCUAAAUCCGUACUAUGAGAAGUGGGAGACAAUCCUCGCCAACCUUCCAGCAAUCAUCGGCGAUCACCGCAUACGUGUUGUUGUCGAUGAGCUGCCCGUGCUCUCUACAGCCCACCUGCGAACAUGCGCAGAGUGGCGAAGAGCAUAUGUUCUGUUGGCAUUUAUGAGCCAUGCGUAUAUCUGGGGAGGAACAAUACCAUCCGAAAGGAUACCUCGCCAGCUGGCCGUUCCCCUACUUGAGGUGUGUGAAUAUCUGGAGGUCCCUCCCGUCGCCACUUAUUCUGCGCUAUGCCUAUGGAAUUUUCAGCCAACAACACCUGCUGAGUCUACCGAUCACCUCGAGGAGAUGACAACUCUCGUCACUUUCACUGGCACCGCUGAUGAAAAGUGGUUUUACCUCAUUUCGGUAGCCAUCGAACGUGCUGGUGCUCCUGUUAUCCCCUUGAUGCUUGAAGCAAUUGUGGCACAUUAUGCAGGAGAUCUUAGUACCGUUGCCACGGCACUACACACAUUUACAAAGAUCCUGGACCGUAUAACGGCAAUACUGCUCCGGAUGUAUGAGAGGUGCAGACCAUACGUGUUCUAUAACCACAUCCGCCGAUUCAUUGCUGGAAGCAAAAAUAUGGCGGGCGCAGGACUCCCCAACGGUGUCAUAUAUGACAUCGGACUUGGCAGUGAGGAGUAUCGACAAUACGGAGGCGGAAGCAACGCCCAGAGUUCGCUCUUUCACUUUUUCGAUAUUGUUCUCGGGGUUGAACAUCAUCCGACUGAUACAACACGGCCCAGGGACAACUUCGUCCAUGAAAUGCGUUCCUACAUGCCUGGACCUCAUCAUCGUUUUCUGGAGGAUGUCUCAAAAAUAGCAAACAUUCAUGAGUUCCUCACCAGUUGCCGUUCUGACGGCCGACUGUCUGCGCCAUAUAGCGCCUGUGUCAGCGCGCUAGCAAACCUUCGGAAUAAGCAUAUACACCUCGUGACUCGGUAUAUUGUUAUUCAGUCGCAUAAAUCCAGGACCCUAUUAGGCGCUGAAAGAUUAUUAACGAGCCAGACUACCAGCGGAACUAUCAUCAGAUCCAUCUCACCUAACAACAACCCUGAAAAUGAGGGAUUACAUGGAACGGCUGGCUCUUCCAUGAUGCCCUUUUAA
Molecule: messenger RNA, 1236 nt
Organism: Penicillium subrubescens
Lineage: Eukaryota; Fungi; Ascomycota; Eurotiomycetes; Eurotiales; Aspergillaceae
Product: indoleamine 2,3-dioxygenase
Exons: 2
Coding region: 1-1236 (411 amino acids)
Biological process (GO): 'de novo' NAD+ biosynthetic process from L-tryptophan
Cellular component (GO): cytoplasm
Molecular function (GO): indoleamine 2,3-dioxygenase activity; metal ion binding; heme binding
Source: RefSeq, a predicted model, not a curated record